ACAUCAACAAACCUCACCAGACCUAAACAUUUUGUACAAACAACUAUUUCUUAUUUACUAUACACAAACCCACAAUCAUGUCUUCUCCCAACAACAAGUCACCUUCUGCUCUCAACCUCGAUGGCGCCGGCGACGAGAAACCCAGGCUGACUGAAGAGGAAAAGAAGCAAAACCACAUUGCAUCAGAACAAAAGCGUCGGCAAGCAAUCCGCGAAGGCUUUGAUCGUCUGACAGAGCUUGUGCCCGGCAUGGAGGGACAGGGGAGAUCCGAGGGCCUUGUUCUCAAGCGUACAGUGGACUACAUGCAUGAUCAGAUUGCAGAGCGACAAAGAUUAAUUGCACGAAUUGAAGCUGCUGGCGGCCAAGUGGAUGAGCAACACAAGAGGGUUUUAUACCAGCAAGCUCAACAAUUUUCAAACUUGCAAAAUCAAACAAGAAACUAGACUGCCCACUCGAGUGGUCAUGAUCCUAUUGCCGACGGGUUAGUGCCUCGAUUAUUGGCAUCAUUCAAACAUCACCAUCCUCGGACGUGGGGCAAUGGCUCUCAAACCACUCGAUACUACCUACGUUACUCAACCAGUGUCCGUCCUAGUGUAACUCCACCUGCAAUAUUGCAGAGACGCGCAACUGAAGCUGCUUCCACUCAUGGCACAGCUGAGGAAGGAAGACUGGUGUGUAGGUGAUGAUAAUAAUGAAUUAAUGAAUAAUAUUUUUUUUACACUUGUUGUUACAUCCUAAAAAUACGUG
Fusarium graminearum PH-1 is the source of this 747-nucleotide messenger RNA. RefSeq lists its product as uncharacterized. The coding region runs from base 78 to 443 and encodes 121 amino acids. Gene Ontology annotation, molecular function: RNA polymerase II cis-regulatory region sequence-specific DNA binding; protein dimerization activity; DNA-binding transcription factor activity, RNA polymerase II-specific. The record is from RefSeq and is a predicted model, not a curated record. Lineage: Eukaryota; Fungi; Ascomycota; Sordariomycetes; Hypocreales; Nectriaceae. The transcript has 3 exons. Gene Ontology annotation, biological process: regulation of transcription by RNA polymerase II.